AUGUUAGACGCUAAGUGUGACGAGGACUGCGAUCUCGAGUGCUCGGUAGCGGUACCUGAGGCAAGUCGUCGUGUGGCAUAUGACGCGUUUCGCAACGUGCCAGAAACGCGCGUUGCGCAAAACCUGUACUUGUGUGCGUGCGUCGAGCUCAAUCAUCGGACAGUGGACACGGACGAAGACAUCAUCGAGCAGACCGCCGAGUUUUGGCUGGAUGUUAACGACGGCGACGACGACGGCGACGAUAACGACAUUAAGGUGAAGGUGUGCAAAACGUUUUUUGCCAGCACCCUGGGACUGCCGGACUCGCGAUUGGAGGCGCUGCUAGAGCCCGACACCUUCGAAUGGUUCUCGAAGUACCGCGAUUGCAGCAGAUCCUUUGGCUGGAGCGAUAUCAAUGAUGACGAAUACCACGACGAGGAUUACGAGCACCGACGACAGCGUUAUGCGAACGGCGGACCUAGUAAUGACGACGAAACGCCCUGCACAAAUUUCGUGCUAAAUUCCAGAAAACAUUUAGACAAAAACAAUUCGGCAUUCGUCGAAGAAACAGAUUCGGAUGUGGAAGUAUACUUGGACGGAAUAACAUAUUCAGUUUACAAUAGCGUGAUAAGUUAUAUUCAAACUACACCGAGAGUGGUGAGUACUUGGAUAAACCAAGAGAACAACGAAGAAACGUUCCAAUUCGAAUGUAGUAUUAACUGCCAUUUUCUGUAUUUAAACUAUUUAAAAAAAACGAAAAAGAAUAAAAAUAAAGUGAACGAAAAGCAAUUUAAAAAAAUCUACAAUAGAUAUGUUCAGCAAAGUUUUAUGAAAUAA
Melanaphis sacchari is the source of this 816-nucleotide messenger RNA. RefSeq lists its product as uncharacterized. NCBI's taxonomy places the organism in Eukaryota, Metazoa, Arthropoda, Insecta, Hemiptera, Aphididae. The record is from RefSeq and is a predicted model, not a curated record. The coding region runs from base 1 to 816 and encodes 271 amino acids. The transcript is spliced from 2 exons.